Molecule: messenger RNA, 2529 nt
Organism: Bombina bombina (fire-bellied toad)
Lineage: Eukaryota; Metazoa; Chordata; Amphibia; Anura; Bombinatoridae
Gene: ALYREF
Product: Aly/REF export factor
Exons: 6
Coding region: 118-885 (255 amino acids)
Biological process (GO): mRNA export from nucleus
Cellular component (GO): nucleus
Molecular function (GO): mRNA binding
Source: RefSeq, a predicted model, not a curated record
GCCUGUGGGGUCAGUGGGCGGGGCUAUAUAAGCGCGGCUCAGACCGUCCGUUGUAUUGUUGGAGCGGAAGCCGCACCCGACCACGUGACCCGGACACCGACCGCCGCUGCUGUGAACAUGGGGGACAAAAUGGAUAUGUCCCUGGACGACAUCAUUAAAAUGAACCGCACGCAGCGGAGUACAGGCCGUGCGCGCGGAGGAGGAAGGGGGGCCCGAGGCGGAGUGAGCCGUGGAGCAAUCGGAGGACGGAUGGGAGGCCGGGGUGCUGGAGCGGUUGGAGGCGGGGGUCCUCUGAGGACGCGGCCGAUUCUCAAUAGGGGAGGGAGGAAUCGUCCAGCUCCUUAUAGUCGGCCGAAACAGCUUCCCGACAAGUGGCAACAUGAUCUAUUUGAUAGUGGCUUUGGGACUGGUGCUGGCAUGGAAACUGGAGGGAAACUUCUUGUGUCAAAUCUAGACUUUGGUGUAUCUGAUGCAGACAUUCAGGAACUUUUUGCAGAAUUUGGCACUCUGAAGAAAGCGGCUGUACACUAUGACAGGUCUGGAAGGAGUUUAGGGACUGCAGAUGUGCAUUUUGAGAGGAAGGCGGAUGCACUCAAAGCCAUGAAGCAGUAUAAUGGUGUUCCUCUGGACGGACGGCCCAUGAACAUCCAGUUGGUCACAUCACAGAUAGAAGCACAGAGAAGACCACCAGUACAAAGUUUAAGCAGGGGAGGACUGACUCGGCCGCGUGGGGGACAAGUUGGGUUUAGCGCUGGAAACAGACGAGGGGGCAGAGGUGGAAAUAGAGGUCGUGGACGGGGAACUGGGAGAAACACAAAGCAACUUUCUGCAGAAGAGCUGGAUGCUCAGCUUGAUGCCUACAAUGCCCGGAUGGAUACCAGCUAAUCUCCUUACAUUCCUGUGCUUUCACUGGCUCUGGAAAUGGAUUCUUUCUACAGAACAAUUGUUUUGCUUUUAAUUUCAUAUAGGUUUUAAACUCAUGUAAAGUUACUUUUUUUUUUUUUCUCCUUUUUUAAUUCCAAAGCAGAUCUGUUUUGUACGAAGUUAUUUUUGGGAUACAUUUUACUGGUUGUGUUCUGGGUAGGGGGUUAAACACCUUCCUCCUAAUAAAAAAAACAAAUGUUUGUUACUCAGUUGCUGUUCUUGAAAAAGGGGGGUCUGAGUGUAUCUGGGUGGUUUUCUUGAUCUUGCUGCAUUUAGCAGUUUUAAUAUAAUUGUCUUCUGAAUGGGGCAGCAAAAUCAGUAUUGUGACUAUUAAAUCCCACUGGGUCUGCACCUCCUGUGUCUGUCUCAUUUAUUUAAAUUAAACACUGGAGUUGUGCUGGGAUUUGUUACUUGGUCAUUGCCUAGGCGAAUGUUUUCCAUGUACUGAAAUUUAAGAUUGGGGGGGGGGGGGUGCCUAGUAUCAUAGGCAGUCCCCCAUGAUCCAAUCCCAGCCUUGAAAUUGCAUUCACUGUAGCGUGACUUUGUUUUCAAGCAAGUGUUUACUUUGUUCUGACCUUAAACAAUUACCUCUGGUAUGAAGGGGUUAAGCUGUCACAUUCUGUAUAGACAUAGCAGUCUCUUUAAAUGCUGGUGCUCAGGUUUCUGGAGAAAACUCUUGUUUCAGCGAUGGGCUGUUUGCUUUUAAUGAAAACCCAAUAUUGGGUAAGCAAAUGUACUGGUUUUAUGGCUGAGACUAACUGCUGUUAAGUGUUGGUGGGUUUUAAUUUUCCCCCCAUAGCCAUGCUCUGGUAGAAUUCAUACAGUUAAAAAUGAAGCUAUAUUUUUCUAAAGUAAGUGUUUUUUUUUUUUUUUUUUUUUUAAUAGCGACGUGGUUGACUUCAGUAUUCAAUUUUUGUUUCAUCUUGUUUUUGAUUAAUUUGAAAAGAAAUGUAUCUAAUCACCUCUAAUAUACCCUUUAUAAUUUUGUAGCAUAAUCCGUGGCACUCCAGGGGAUCUAACCCCCCGAAAUAGACUUAAGACUUAUUAGAUCUUUUUCUAUAGAAAAUAACUUCAGUUUUUGUAUGUCUAUGCUAUGCAUUCAUCUGAAAAUAUGAAGCUUAAUAUCAUAUUCAAAUUAAGUGCAAGUAUCAAUUUGACAUAACUAAAAAAAGAAAUAUGGUAUCCCUAGGUUUUUAACUAUUUCUGUAUAUAGCAGACCUUUAAUGUAUGAUUGUGAAUUACAUUCAAGAUGUUUAAAGUUCUGCCUCUUAUUAGAAUGGGUUAACACAAACCUCUAACCUGGAACUAUUAAGUGUUUUAAUGUUCUACCUAUGCUGGUUUCAAACUGCCUUUAUAUUACAAAGGCUUUGUACAUUGACUGAACCAUGUAAUUAAGGAUCAUGAUAAAGUCAACUGAUCAAAUUAUCCUACCUCUUUCAUUAACUGUAGAGCUGUUCUGUGCAGCCCAGCAUAAAAUCUGUAUUUUUGACUGUAACAAUGUACAUUUGUAAUUCCAUAAAUCCUAUUCAUGUUAUGUUUGUGAAUUGUUAUAGCUGUUUAAAGCAUCAAGGUCUACAUUAUAAAUAAAGAUAGCUUCCAACAAUA